CCCUCGCACACCCAGGCCCUUUUGAUGGGUGCUUGGUAUUUCCAGACCGGGGUUACCCCGUUCAAACUCGGAGCAUCUGCGACCGCUUCUCCACGGCUCUGCUUAUCUCCAUCCGCCCAACCCACUUCUUCCGGUUAUGUUGUGUACCACUCCUCGACACGAGCUUCCUACGGAAACCACCAUUUCUUGGUUGAACAUUGCGCAUAAACUAAAAUCUCAUGGCAAAAUAAGCUUAUCCACUCGAUUUUCCUGUCCUUUAUUUUACCGGCGUAAUUUACCCGCCGAGUCCGCUCCUUUCGGACGAGAGAUCAACCGAGGUUGAUGAUACCAUACUGAGACCCCAGAGGUUGCACAGAAGGGUUCUAGAACACACAGGUAGCGGGUUUGAACUAUAGAAAGAGGAACCCUUUCUCUAAGUCUAAAGCAUUCUCGAGCACUUCGUUACUGACGGACCGUCGGAAGCGAAUGUUGACCUUGCUACCACGCACGGUGCGUGCGAUAAUCCCACCAGCAAGCGUGGCAAUCCCACUCCGUCCCCAAUUACGCCCGUGGCAGUAAGCCCCGCUUCGAUUGGUAAUGAACCCUGUGACGGACUCUGCCUUUUAGGGUCGCGAUAACGAGAAAGUUGGCAUCAAGGGGAAAUUACACCUCAAUGAAGUUGCUUAGACCAGCGAUUCGCGCCACUCGAUCAAUCUCUCUCAAACCACCUGUGACCUCUUUAAUCCGCCCCUCCUUCCCACCGUGCCGACCGCUCAGCACCACCCCCACCAUGUCCAAUGCCCGGCCCGAUUUCGAGCAGCUCCAAGCUUCCCGUCCGGACUUCCGCCACGAUGCCGAGGUGAUCGUUUCCAAGUCCCCGAACCCGACCUGGAAACAAGGCGAUGGUGCGAACGACGGCGGAGAAAGCCUCAAAAAGGAUCACGUCGAGAUCGACCCCUAUGCCGACGGCCGACCCGUCGCGUCCAACUACAAGCUGCUGAUUUCGGGAAUGGUGCCGCGACCUAUCGCCCUGAUCAGCACGCAAUCCGCGGACGGGAAGACUACGAACCUCGCACCGUUCAGCUACUCGCAGCUUGUCAACCAUGAUCCGCCCCUGUUCGUUGUCGGGUUCGUGGGCUCGCUGGAUAGAGCCAAGGAUACAUUGAAGAAUCUGAAUGACACGAAGGAGUGCGUGAUCAAUAUUAUCUCGGAGCACUUCCUCGAAGCUGCGAACUCAACUUCGAUCAAUGCGCCCUACGGUCACUCGGAGUGGGAGGUGUCGGGCCUCACCAAAGGCUCAACGUCCGUGGUUAAGCCUGCGCGUGUGAAGGAAUCGAUCCUGGCGAUCGAGGGCAAAUUGGUCGAGGUCAAGGAGUUUGAGAGCCGGGCUAAUCCCGGAAAACCGAGUAGUGUGCUGGCCAUUAUCGAGGGUGUGCGAUUCUGGGUCCGUGAGGAUGCGAUUGACGAGGAGCAGACUGUCAUCGACCUGAAGGUCCUCAAGCCGAUUAGUCGGCUGGGUGGUAUCUCGUAUGGUCGUACCACCGAUGUGAUUGAGAUCCCUCGCCCGCAAUUCUAGAGCUUUGUAUAGAUCAUAGACAUAGGUACACCCAGCGAAUCUGGGGAGAAUAUGGUGAAAGAGACCAGGCGUGAUGAAUCAAUCAAGCCGUUCCUAUUACUCAACUCUUCAUUACGAAGCAUGAAUCACGCGUUCUCUCGAGGAUAAUUCCUAAAUUUAUCUGCCCAUGAAUGCAUUC
Molecule: messenger RNA, 1733 nt
Organism: Penicillium brasilianum
Lineage: Eukaryota; Fungi; Ascomycota; Eurotiomycetes; Eurotiales; Aspergillaceae
Source: the annotation of a GenBank genome assembly